This is a messenger RNA of Ectocarpus sp. CCAP 1310/34, 1401 nucleotides long. The record is from the annotation of a GenBank genome assembly. Lineage: Eukaryota; Phaeophyceae; Ectocarpales; Ectocarpaceae.
AUGUCCUUCUUGCUUGCCCUGCUUUCCUCCCUCUCCCCUGUCGGCGAUACGGCCGAGAUCUUCACCGUGGACGGAGAGUUACACCUCCGCGCCGACCAGCACCGCUUCGACGAUCUGGUCAACACGAGGACGAACGACCCACACGAUACGAGCCGCGGUUCCCCCGAUGGCGAUAUCAUCACACACGGCGGUUCGAUGCUACGCUUCAGCGAGACCUCCGUCAUCGUCGAUGCUGCCGCCACCGACACCGACACCUACGACAACGGUAUCGACAACAACAACAACAACAACAACAACAACAACAACAACAACAACAACAACAACAACAACAACAGAGGCACUUCGCAAUCCCCCACGGGACCCCUGUCUUCUGCCAUGGACAACAACCACAACGUUGUCCACGGUGAUGCCAACGCCGGUGUUACCGACAUCACCCCCGGCCGACAGACGUACACGAAUGUGAUUUCCAGGACUACAGGAUUCCCUGACGAUGAUGAAUUGGACAAGCUGCCGAUGAGGGACUUGGGCCCUCGCGGCGAGCUCCCGCUCGAUCGAAGCCCCCUACACGGCAGAGUCUUUAUCAUAGGCGACAUCGUCUGCCACAAGAAACAGCCCCUCCCUUCUCCACCCGUCGACUCCACAUCCCACACCCAACGUUCAACAUCCCGACCGAAUCCCAAAGUCAUCGAGGUCAGGACGGAGACGGUCAUUAUCUCCGACCUCCCCGGCGACCUGCACCUGAAGGGUGUCACCUUCGACGUGCGACAGGGCGCGGGGUUGUGGAUCAUCGUGGCCACCACCACCAUCGAAGCCCUUGAGGGGGACUCCGCGGAGUUCUUCACGGUCGAACCGCAAGGGCACCUGGGGCUGUACGCCGACAGAGUUGGUCCCUUGCCCGACGAUGGAAUGGCGACGAUUGAGGUGAGCAAGAAGGCGUACUUCAACUCCAAGAUUCCCACUCUUUGGUUCAAGGGCGUCACGUUCUACGUGCGGGAGACCGGGGCGUUGAGGUUCGGCAUACCCACGAUGCACCUGCAAACUCUCGAGGUGGACACGCACUCUCUCGUGCGUGCGAAGGAGGGCGCCAAAUUGAACUUCGAAGCCGCCGUCCGCUACACGGCCGUCAGCGUUACGGUCGUCUCCACACCCGACCAGGACCCGCAGGGAGACAACUGGACACCCUCCGACCAGCCGUUCUUGGCUACCACAGGGGGCGACAUCACCACCGCUCCAGCGACGAACCAGGGGCUUCUUGCCGUCGACGGCGUCCAAUUCUUGCUCCUUGUCUCGUGCGACCAUCUGGGGGUCGACCGCAACCCGUUUUACGGCAUAGUGUCUGUCAGAGGCAACUUCAUGUGUCAGGAGCCGCGAGUGAGUAAUACCUUGGCAGAUAUCGACUAG